Molecule: messenger RNA, 2082 nt
Organism: Scomber japonicus (chub mackerel)
Lineage: Eukaryota; Metazoa; Chordata; Actinopteri; Scombriformes; Scombridae
Gene: map2k7
Product: mitogen-activated protein kinase kinase 7
Exons: 12
Coding region: 39-1358 (439 amino acids)
Biological process (GO): protein phosphorylation
Molecular function (GO): protein kinase activity; ATP binding
Source: RefSeq, a predicted model, not a curated record
AGCUCUGCUGGGAACUACAUGGUGCUCAAUUUUUCAAGAUGUCGUCGCUGGAGCAGAGGCUGUCGCGAAUCGAGGAGAAACUAAAGCAGGAAAAUGAAGAAGCUCGCCGGAGAAUCGACCUAAACAUCGACAUGAGCCCGCAGCGAUCACGUCCGAGGCCAAUCAUCGUGAUCCAGCUCAGUCCUGCUCCAGCCCCUUCCCAGCGUGCAGCGCUUCAGCUGCCCCUGGCCAACGAUGGAGGCAGCCGGUCAUCGUCUUCAGAGAACUCGCCUCAGCACCACCCCUACCCCAGCCGCCCGAGACACAUGCUCACCCUGCCCACACCUCCAUAUGGCCUACAGAAGAGCCUAGAGAAUGCAGAGAUCGACCAGAAGCUGCAGGAGAUCAUGAAACAGACGGGUUAUCUGAAGAUCGAUGGUCAGAGGUAUCCAGCAGAGGUAACAGACCUGAUCAGUGAAGGGGAGAUCGGCAGCGGCACCUGUGGACAGGUCUUCAAAGUGCGAUUCAAGAAGACAGGCCACGUCAUCGCUGUCAAACAAAUGCGCCGUACAGGAAACAAAGAUGAGAACAAGAGGAUUCUGAUGGACCUGGAUGUGGUGCUGAAGAGUCAUGACUGCCCUUACAUCAUCCAGUGCUACGGCGCCAUAGUUACCAACACGGAUGUAUUCAUUGCCAUGGAGCUGAUGGGAACGUGUGCAGAGAAGCUGAAGAAGAGAAUCCAAGGUCCCAUCCCAGAGCGAAUCCUAGGAAAGAUGACAGUGGCAAUAGUGAAAGCAUUGCUUUACCUGAAAGAGAAACACGGUGUCAUCCACCGGGACGUCAAACCCUCCAACAUCCUCCUGGACGCCAAAGGUCAGAUCAAACUGUGCGACUUCGGCAUCAGCGGACGCCUCGUUGACUCUAAGGCAAAGACCCGCAGCGCUGGCUGUGCAGCUUACAUGGCGCCUGAGAGAAUAGACCCUCCAGAUCCCACCAAACCUGACUAUGACAUCCGAGCAGACGUGUGGAGCCUUGGCAUCUCUCUGGUGGAGCUGGCCACUGGACAGUUUCCCUACAAGAACUGCAAGACAGACUUUGAGGUUCUGACCAAAGUGCUGCAGGAAGAUCCUCCUCUGCUGCCUCUCAGCAUGGGCUUCUCCCUCGACUUCCAGUCCUUUGUUAAAGACUGCCUCACAAAGGAUCACAGAAAAAGGCCAAAAUACCACCAGCUGCUGGAGCAUAGUUUCAUCCGGCGUUACGAGGUGCUGGAGGUGGACGUGGCUGGUUGGUUCCAGACAGUGAUGGAUCGCACCGAGUCGCCACGCAGCAGCCAGUGUUACAGCCAUCAGCACCAGCUCCACUCGCUCUUCAGUAGGUAGCCUAGCCUAGUCCAGCCCAGCCCGGUGUUAGCUUAGCCCUACGCUAGUCUAGCCUAGUUUUAGCUUCGCCAAGCCCAGACUUAGUCUGCCCUAGUCUAGCCCAGCGUUAGCAGCUAAGCCUAGCCUUAGACCCAGCCCGCCUGGUCAUCUGUCCACCAGAGAACCUGAAGAGCCCUCAGAAGAAGGCAAGACGGAGACUCGAUGGAUGGACAGAUGGAUGAUUGUCGGAGAGAUGGACUGAUGGAUGGAUGGAUGAUACAGGUGGUUCUGUUUAUCAGUGAAUUGAAUCUGGACAGGCAGACAUGGGAAGGAUGGAACAGAGAGAAAAGUGCACACUGUAGUUAGCUUCAUUAUCUCUCAGUCUCGUCUAUUACAUCAUGUCACGUCACAAUGUGUGUAACUGCCACACACACACACACACACCUACAUACAAACUGUGUGUGUGUGUGUCUUGAAUAUGUGUCUACAUUUCCUCCACUUUUUUCAUUUACGUACAUGUCUGUCUCCAGCAUUGAUCCAAGCCGUUGGAUUAGUCAACAGAGUAGUCACUACACACUGGAACAAAGCAUCUGCUACAUUAGCAUACAUGAAUCUCUUUUGUACAUAAACAUUACGGAGGACGCAACAAUUUCCGGUGCAAUUAUGAUUCUUCAGGUGUUUCUACUAUCACACAUUCUCAGGCUGUGUGUGUGUGUGUGUGUGUGUGUGUGUGUGUGUGUGUGUG